Molecule: messenger RNA, 2161 nt
Organism: Populus euphratica (Euphrates poplar)
Lineage: Eukaryota; Viridiplantae; Streptophyta; Magnoliopsida; Malpighiales; Salicaceae
Product: splicing factor U2af small subunit B-like
Exons: 5
Coding region: 126-1094 (322 amino acids)
Biological process (GO): mRNA splicing, via spliceosome
Cellular component (GO): U2AF complex
Molecular function (GO): RNA binding; metal ion binding
Source: RefSeq, a predicted model, not a curated record
AAAUCCCUAACGCCACGCAGCAGCAUUUCUCCUCUGACAGAUAAACAAGAAAACGCAAACAAAAGAACCCGAAUUGAAUUCAUUAAGAAAGAAGCACACACGGAGAGAGAAUUUCCGGCGAAUCAAUGGCGGAGCACUUGGCGUCGAUAUUCGGAACAGAGAAAGACAGAGUGAACUGUCCGUUUUACUUCAAGAUCGGAGCGUGUAGACACGGUGAUCGAUGUUCUCGUCUCCACACCAAACCAAGCGUCAGCCCUACGCUUCUUUUAUCAAACAUGUACCAGCGCCCUGAUAUGAUUACUCCUGGUGUUGACGCCCAGGGUAACCCUAUCGAUCCUCGCAAGAUCCAGCAACACUUCGAGGAAUUUUAUGAGGAUUUAUUUGAGGAGCUAAGAAAAUACGGGGAAAUUGAGAGCCUGAAUGUCUGUGACAAUCUUGCUGACCACAUGGUCGGUAAUGUUUAUGUUCAGUUUAGAGAGGAAGAGCACGCUUCGAAUGCGCUUAAGAAUUUGACUGGGAGGUUUUAUGCCGGUCGUCCUAUUAUUGUGGAUUUCUCGCCUGUGACUGAUUUCCGAGAAGCCACGUGUAGGCAAUAUGAGGAGAAUGCAUGUAAUCGUGGCGGGUACUGCAAUUUUAUGCACCUUAAAAGAAUCGGCAGGGAGUUGAGGCGUCAGUUAUUUGGGAGUUACCGACAAAGGCGUAGCCACAGCCGAAGCAGGAGCAGGAGCCCCUAUAGACAUCGGAGCCAUGAAGAGCAUUCGCAUAGUGGGCAUGGUUCUGGUCGCAGAUAUGAUGAUCGGGAGCACUAUUAUGAAAGUCGGAGCAGGAGGCAUAGGAGUACAAGCCCUGGACAUCGGAAGGGACGAAGUAGAAGCCCUGGGGGUAGGCGUAAACGAAGCCCAGUUAGGGAAGGCAGUGAGGAGAGGCGUGCUAAAAUUGCACAAUGGAAUAGGGAAAGGGAGCAGCAGGAAGAAACAGCCAAUAAUAAUGUCAAUGCUGACAGCAGCAACAAUGACAAAGGGCAAAUGCAAAAUGGCAGUGGUCAAAAAUAUCAGCAGAACAUAUCACCGCAGCAAGGAGAAUAUGCAUACUGAUCUCCUUUAGGUGCCUGGCUUGUUUUCUCUCUACUCUAAUCAUUUUCAUAUUCCACCUGCUCAAUUAGGAUGUUCCUUUCCAGCGAAGGACCGAACAUUGAAUAAAUAUAGCUUACAGCCCGUUUCUACUGUGCAGGGGGUGUGCAGGUUCACAAUUGUCAUAUGGAAUUUUUUUUUCUUUAUCUAUUAGUUGCAUCCACUCUGCUUGACUGUGCACUUCAUUGCAUGACGGGCUUGAAUGUUUUUGACUCUCAAUUCCAUCUGGAUUCUUAAAAUCGACAUUGAAAAGAUUUCAAUAACAGAAUUAUUCAUUCCAACUUUCCCUUUGUGCCAGGUGUCUAUAGUGAUGAAAUGUUUUGCAAAUUUUGUUGUCCACUCAGAAUUCUUGGGUAAUCCACCAGAUUUAUUGUUAACAAGUAACUAGUAAUGGUCUGUACUAUAGGCUAAUGCCAUGGCUGGUGUGGUUUUCUUAUCAAAACUAGAAAUUUAAACUUAGAACUGUUUUGCUGCAUUUGAAGUUUGUGUUCUCAGUGUGUGUAUGCAAUACAGUCCAGGAUUCUGACUACAGCAUAUUCAGGCUAGCGCACCAUCAAAUUUCACGGUUCUAUGUUGGGUUUUGCUUCUUGAACUCUCCUUUCCCAUUUUUAUUUUAGCAAAAUAAAGUGAUCUCAACAUCUUUAUGAGUUUUGCAGGUUCAGGUAUCCCUGCUUCAUCGAGACAAGCCACUAUUUUAACUGCAGCUUACCAUGAAAUUUCUGUACAGGUCAUCGGGUGCAAUAUCAGAGGAUUGGUUUUACAGGAUUUGUCAGGCUGCUGUUCAAAAGCAUCCAGGAGCAGAUUGAUUGUAUAACGGCUCAUUAAGUCAUUUAGCAUUAUUAGUGAUACGACUGCCAUGUUGUGACAGCCCCUGCUUGUUUCCCUGCCUCUUGCCAUGUUAGACAAUUUGAUAUUUUGACAUAAAUGGCUUGUGCAAUAUGUGGACAAGGUAAUCUCCCUCUUUUCCAGGGAGUUUUAAUUUGUUGUGAACGUAGCUGGUUAGUUAUUACCAUGCGAAAUGCUGUCGAUUA